Dunckerocampus dactyliophorus (ringed pipefish) is the source of this 4333-nucleotide messenger RNA. RefSeq names its product semaphorin-3D. The record is from RefSeq and is a predicted model, not a curated record. Gene Ontology annotation, molecular function: chemorepellent activity; semaphorin receptor binding. The transcript is spliced from 15 exons. NCBI's taxonomy places the organism in Eukaryota, Metazoa, Chordata, Actinopteri, Syngnathiformes, Syngnathidae. Bases 148 to 2001 code for a protein of 617 amino acids. Gene Ontology annotation, biological process: negative chemotaxis; semaphorin-plexin signaling pathway; axon guidance.
GCGACCCUGAAGGCGUCACCCCUCUUCAGCAAGCACAGCACAGCUUUCACGUGCACUUAGCGCGCAGACAUCACUGAGUGCGCGGUUCGUCUUUCUCUGACGUCGUCGUGCUCCUGUGACGUCACGACGCCAGCAGAACAGUCUAAGAUGACGAUGAUGCUGUGGCUCCUCCCACUGGCCGCGCUCAUGGCGACAGCCUCUAACCUGCCCCGCCCAACGGAACCCCGAUUGCAGCUGUCACACGAAGUGCUGAAAAAUGGAUCAGCGGUGUACUGGGGGGGCGGGACCACGGAUGGUUUCCCGGUGCUGCUGCUGGAUGAGGACCAGGGCUGGUUGUUGGUUGGAGGGAAAGACCACGUGCACCUGCUGAGGUCUGACAGCGUGGAUCUUCCCUGGCACACGGUGCACUGGCCGGCUGCCCAAAGAGACGUUCAGCACUGCCUCAUGAUCGGAAAAAGUCUGCAAAGCGAGUGCGCCAACUUUGUGCGUCUGCUGCAACCGUUCAACAAGACGCACGUUUACGUUUGUGCCACGAGCGCCUUCAACCCUCAGUGUGGCCUCCUCCACGUCAGCCUCCAUACACAGGAGGCGCUUUCUCUGUUGCCUCACACAGUUGUGUCCGGCCGAGGAAAAUGCCCUUACAGUCCCCGAGAACCUUUCACUGCUCGACUGAGCGACACCGACGUGUACGCCGGCACGUCUGUGGAUUUCAUGGGAACCAACGCCGCCAUCUUUCGUACGUCCAUCCAGGGUCCCGGUCGGCAUCUCCGCACAGAAGCUUAUGACCACAACUGGCUCAACGUGCCGGAGUUCGUGGGUUCCUUCUCCAUCCCAGACACGCACCAUCCCGAUGACGACAAGAUCUACUUCUUCUUCAGGGAGGCGGCCGUGGAGGCCGACCAGUGGGACCAGAAGGUCUACAGCCGAGUGGCUCGAGUGUGUAAGGUAUGUGGAAUUCAGGUUUCUAUGAGCGUGCGCUCUUCCCACUUCCUGUUUUCCUCCUUCCAGAAUGAUGCGGGAGGCAGGCGAAGCCUGAUCAACCGCUGGACCACCUUCCUCAAAGCCCGGCUGCUCUGUUCAGUACCAGGUCCAUCUGGGGUCCACACGCACUUUGAUCAACUUGAGGACGUGUUUGUUCUGGAGACUAAAGAUCCUCAAAACCCGAUCAUCUACGGAGUCUUCAGAACCUCCAGCUCGUUGUUUCGAGGCUCUGCAGUUUGCGUCUUCUCGAUGUCGUCGAUUCGAGCGGCCUUCAACGGGCCGUUUGCGCACAAAGAAGGUCCUGACUAUCGCUGGGCGGAGUACAAAGGCCGCAUCCCGUAUCCGAGACCUGGGGCUUGUCCCAGUGAGACCAACGACGCGCUCCACGAGUCCACCCAGGACUUCCCAGACGAGUUGGUGAGCUUCAUGCGACAGCAUCAGCUCAUGUGGGAACCCGUCCUGCCUCUGGGCGGCAGACCCGUCUUUACUCGGGUCAACGUGUCCUACCUGCUAACCAGGGUGGUGGUGGACAGGCUGGACACAGAGGACGCAACCUACCACGUCUUGUUCAUGGGCACAGAUGAUGGGAAGGUGCUAAAGGUCGUGUCUGAGGUCAAAGACACAUUGGAGACGGAGGCCAUCUUUCUAGAAGCGCUAACGGUCUUCCAGAGUCCUGCUGCCAUCCACAGCAUGAAGAUAUCCAGCAAGAAACAACAGCUGUACGUGUCCAGCGAAGGGGGCGUGGCCCAGCUGGCGUUGCAGAGGUGUGAGUUGUACGGCGCUGACUGCAGCGACUGUCGCUUGGCCAGAGACCCGUACUGCAUCUGGGACGGACAGACCUGCUCCAGAUUCUUUGCCUCCGGCAAAAGGCCACAUGGAGCAGACCUGGACCUCUCUGGGGGCGGGCUCAAUAACACCAGUCUCACCUCAGAGGGGGCGGAGUCCAAUGCCACCAGUCCUGCCUUUGGAGCGUCACAGGUUGGCCGAGUGGAUUCCACCACCGAGAAGACAACCGUGUAGACAACACCUGUACAAAAGCAUUUGCUGUCUGUUGGGAAUUAUUACACGCCAACCUUACAUUACAUUUACUUUUACACUACAUUACAUUUACAUUUACACUACAUUACAUUACAUUUACACUACAUUAAUGUCACAUUUACACUACAUUUACAUUACAUUUACACUACAUUCACGUCACAUUUACACUACAUUUACAAUACAUUAUACAGUCAAACCUGUCUAUAGCGGCCACAAAAGGGAAACGGCAAAAGUGGCCGCUAUAGGCAGGUGGCCGUUAUAGACAGGUUGGCGGCCAUUUUGAAUUUGUGCACGCACAUAUAAACAUGUCUGUGAUUAGAAGCUUGUUGUGUUUGCAGAUUACAUAUAAUUAUACUGUUACAUGUUGACCAGUAGAGGGCACUGUGGGACUGCGGAUAAAAGUUGUAAAGGCCUACUAGGUUAAUAAACCGCUGUUAAUAAAGCGAUUAAAGUGCAUCGGCGACGUGAGUCUCUCCUUCCGCACAACAAGGGGCAUUACAGUAUUGACCAGUGCACAUUGUCUCAUACCAGGAAAUAAACGGUGUCACUGUCUGCAACAAGCUCCAAAGAAGACGGCUUUUUUUUAAUGUGGAACAACUGACAGUUUGUGUGGAUCUUGUGAAUGAUUGUGACUGAGCUACGACUCAGUAAUUAAACGGCUUCAUUGAUUUAAAAACGAAACUUUUUCGUGCAUGAAGCUUCUGCUUGAGUCGGCAUUUUGGCCGCUAUAUGCGGUCAGAUAUUGACCAAGGGAUACAAAAUAGGUGGCCGCUGGCCGCGUUAGACAGGUGACCGCUAUACACAGGGGCUAUAACACGUAAAUUUUUGGAGGGGGAUUUUUCAGUGGCCGCUAUAGGCAGGUGGCCUUCUACAAAGGUGGCCGCUAAGACAGGUUUGACUGUAUUUGCACUGCAUUUACAAUUCAUUACAUUACAUUUACACUAUAUUUACACUAGGUUUUACACUACAUUUCCUUUAUAUUACAUUACAUUUACACUAUGUUUACACUAUAUUUCAGUCAUUUACACAACAUUUACAUUACAUUACAUUUAUGCUAUAUUUAAAGUACACUUACACUAUUUUUACACUGCAUUUCAGUCUUUACACUACAUUAGAUUACAUUUACACUACAUUUACAUUACAUUUAUCCUAUAUUAACAGUUCAUUUAUGCUAUUUUUACACUAUUUUUCAGUCUUUACAAUACAUUAGAUUGCAUUUACACUACAGUUACACUCCAUUUGCACUAUAUUUACAUUACAGCUACUCUGUUUCAAUCAUUUGCAGUCGUUUAGCUUACAUUGCAGUACAUUUAGACUACAUUUCAGUAAUUUAGGGUACAUUUACACUACAUUUCAGUCAUUAGCACUACAUUUAAAUCAUUUACAGUACAUUUACAGUCAUUUACAGUGCAUUACAGUACAUUUGCAGUAUGUUUCAGCCAUUCAGUCAUUUAGACUACACUUCAGUUAUUUACAGUCAUUAUAGUACAUUUACAGUCAUUUACACUACAUUACAGUACAUUCACGCUGCAUUAGCACUACAUUUACACUACAUUUCCGUCAUUUGCAGUACAUUUACAGUCAUUUACACUACAUCACAGUACAUUCACCUUGCAUUAACACUACAUUUACACUACAUUUCAGUCAUUAAUAUUACAUUUACACUACAUUUCCGUCAUUUACAGUCAUUUACAGUGCAUUACAGAACAUUUACAGUAUGUUUCAGUCAUUCACAGUCAUUUAGACUACAUUUCAGUUAUUUACAGUCAUUAUAGUACAUUUACAGUCAUUUACACUACAUCACAGUACAUUCACGCUGCAUUUACACUACAUUUCAGUCAUUAAUAUUACAUUUACACUACAUUUCCGUCAUUUACAGUACAUAUACAGUCAUUUACAGUGCAUUACAGAAUAUUUACAGUAUGUUUCAGUCAUUCACAGUCAUUUAGACUACAUUUCAGUUAUUUACAGUCAUUAUAGUACAUUUACAGUCAUUUACACUACAUCACAGUACAUUCACGCUGCAUUUACACUACAUUUCCAUCAUUUGCAGAACAUUUACAGUACAUUUCCGUCAUGUACAGUACAUUUACAGUCAUUUACACUGCAUUACAGUGCAUUUACAGUAUGUUUACACUGCAUUUCAUUCAUUUACAGUACAUUUAAAGUCAUUUACACUGCAUUACAGUACGUUUACAGUAUGUUUCAGCCAUUCACAGUCAUUACAGCGCAUUUAGACUACAUUUCAGUUGUUUACAGUCGUUAUAGUAGAUUUACAGUCAUUUACACUACAUUACAGUACAUUCAUGCUGCA